GUAUGCAUCUUGCAAGGAACGCAGAGCGGUGAACUUUUUCAACCCGUCAGGUGUUCUGGAGCAGGCGGAAGAAUUAUGUAUUUAAUGUAAAAAGAUUAGAACAGAGGGGAAGUGAACAAUAAGAUAACAGUUCAUGUCACUAACUCAUUGGAUUCACAGCUACGACUGUUUUGUCUGAUGGACCCGAAUACUACAGUUUAAAGGACUGAGAGAUUUCUGCAGUAUGGCUACACGAUUUUGGAUCAAACCCCAGUAUUUCCGAAUAGCCAUUCCGGCUUUGUGGACAUUUUUUGCUCAGGCCCAGCCUGUACACGACGGCGAUAAAGUUCACAAGAGAGAAACCACGAUUGUCAUCAUCGGUAAAACUGGAAAUGGAAAAAGUUCCCUCGGGAAUGCGAUUACUGGCCAGCAAAGUUUCACGGUUGGGAGAUCACUGUCUUCAACCACACGUGAAGUGCGAGUCGUCAAAGCCCAAUGGGGGGACUCAGUGGUAAAGGUAAUUGAUACUCCCGAUCCGGUCAAUUCUAAUCUGACUCCUGAGCAGCUCAAUACAGAAAUAAAAAAGUGGAAACGACUGACCUCCCCUGGCCCAUCCGCCAUCUUGCUAACGGUCAGAUGUGAUGUUCGCUAUACAGCUGAAGAGUACGACAUCUACAAGAAGAUAAAGGCAGCAUGGGCAGACGACUCGUUCAAACAUGUGCUUGUGGUCGCCUUUACAUUUGGCGACCGUCAGGACACAGACCUUGACGAGGAGCUGAAGACCGUGUGUCCGGAGCUCAAGAAUGUCUUGAAAGACUCAGGAGGUCGCUAUGCGCUGUUUAAUGCUUUGGGUUCCAAAGAAGAAAUUAAAGAGCAAGUGAAGAAACUUCAAAACAUAAUUGAUGGCAUUGGCAGAACAUCUUUGACGACUGGAUCUUCAGAGGAGGCGAGGAACAGCCCUGGUAAAAUAUCUUCACAAGAAGCGCCUGGGUCACCUGAUUUUUUAAAGUCUGCGAACUUUAAAAAUGUGAUGGCCAUUUCAUGUGUAGGUGUUGGCAUUUUAGCUGCUGUGAUUUUCAAGAAAAAGUUUUAGACUAAACCUCUUUUUUAAUUCAGUUGUAUAUCGUGUUCAGUCUGUCCCAGAAGGACUCAAUCGAGCAUAAAAUAUAUACAGAAUGAUCAUCAUAAAACUAUUUUACGAAAUUAACAUAUAAGAACUUCUGCAUUUAGGAUUUAUGUGUAUCUUUGGUUGCAAAGAAAAUAUUUAAUUCUGGAAUUAUUUUAAAAGUAAACAUUCUUUGUUUGUCCUUUUUGUAACGCGUACUUCGUAACUAUGAUGUCUUUGCCAAAAUGUUUUUCUCUUCGUGUCUUUUGACAAAACAUGGAAUAAAGAAACAAAAUACCAGUAAAUGAUACCCAGGUAAUGCGUAGGAUACUUCCUGUGAACAAAUUGUUUAAUAGAAAUCGGAUUAUGCCAAAUUUUACACCCUAAGAAUAAUAUUAAGUCUCAACGCAGGAACAUCACACAGACGGGAGCAUCAUUGAGUUUUAGAAGGCG
Molecule: messenger RNA, 1537 nt
Organism: Pomacea canaliculata
Lineage: Eukaryota; Metazoa; Mollusca; Gastropoda; Architaenioglossa; Ampullariidae
Product: GTPase IMAP family member 4-like
Exons: 5
Coding region: 224-1072 (282 amino acids)
Molecular function (GO): GTP binding
Source: RefSeq, a predicted model, not a curated record